UCUUUGUUGACUUCUUUUGGUGGGCGCGGCCUCGACCAUAUGACGUACGUUACUUUCCUCUCAGUGAUUGGUUGGAAUCUGACCUGGAUGUGACGUGCAGAUUUUGGCGCCACAUUUCCAACAAGGAACAGCAAAGAAAGCUCCGUGUCUGACAGCAACCCGAAAACAUCCCGCUGUUCAUGCCGGUUUAGCCUUAUUUUACCCGGUCUGUCCUCAUCUUAAAAGCUUUUUUUUUUUUUAUCUGUUGAAAAUGUUUAUCACGGACAUAAGGAAGGAAUUUUAUGAAGUUGUUGCCAACCAGAGAGUCGCACUCCUGGUGGCGUCAGACAUCGACGCUCUCUGCGCCUGUAAGAUUCUACAGGGGCUGUUCCACUGUGACCAGGUCCAGUACACACUGGUGCCAGUUACAGGCUGGCAGGACCUCAGCACGGCCUUCCUCGAACACAAAGAGCAGUUUCGCUAUUUUGUUCUCAUCAACUGCGGGGCGAACGUUGACCUUCUGGAGACGCUGCAGCCGGAUGAUGACUCCGUCUUCUUCAUCUGUGACACUCACCGGCCUGUAGAUGUGGUCAAUGUCUACAAUGACUCCCAGAUCAAGCUGCUAAUCAAACAGGACGAUGACCUCGGCGUUCCUCCGUACGACGACAUCUUUCGAGAUGAAGAUGACGAGGAAGGAGGAGACUCUGGAAAUGAGAGUGACGAAGGCUCGGAGCCGUCUGGGAAACGGCGGAGAUUUGACGAAGGGGCAGUUGAGAGGAGAAUCGACAGGCAGCGAGCGAAGAGGGAGUGGGAGGCACGGAGGCGGGAAAUCUUGUUUGACUAUGAGCAGUAUGAAUAUCACGGGACCUCUGCUGCGCUGAUGUUUUUUGAGUUGGCGUGGGUAUUGACCAAAGACACCAAGGACAUGCUCUGGUGGGCCGUCAUUGGCCUGACAGACCAGUGGGUUCAUGAUAAAAUCACACAUAUGAAGUAUGUGACGGACAUCGCCACCAUGCAGCGUCACGUUUCCCGACACAACCACCGGAACGAGGACGAGGAGAACUCGCUCUCCAUCGACUGUAUGAGGAUCUCCUUUGAAUACGACCUCCGUCUCGCCCUCUACCAGCACUGGUCCCUGUAUGAGAGCAUCUGUAAUUCCUGCUACACGUCGUGCAACUUCAAGCUGUGGACGUUAAAUGGCCAAAAGAAGCUCCAGGAGUUCCUAGCUGACAUGGGGCUGCCUCUGAAGCAAGUGAGGCAGAAAUUCAACUCCAUGGACAUGUCGAUCAAAGAGAACCUGAGGGACGUCAUUGAGGAGUCUUCCAAUAAAUAUGGCAUGAAGGACAUCCGCAUCCAGACAUUUGGCGUUCACUUUGGCUUCAAGAACCGCUUCCUGGCCAGUGACAUGGUGCAUGCGACUGCUGCCUUGCUGGAGAGCACUGAGAAAGAUGAGAGCGCCAGCGACAACUUCAUCAAGGCUCUGGACUCUCUUUCCAGGAGCAACCUCGACCGUCUACACUCGGGCAUUGACCUGGCUAAGAAGAAGCUGAUGGCCAUCCAGCAGACGGUCGCCAGCUGCAUCUGCACCAACCUCAUCGUGUCGCAGGGACCCUUCCUCUACUGCUACCUCAUGGAGGGAACACCGGACGUGAAGCUCUUCUCUAAGCCCAUGGCCUUGACUCUGCUCUGCAAGUACCUCCUGAAGUCUUUUGUCCAUUCCACGAGGAAUAAGCGCUGCAAACUGCUUCCUCUCAUCAUGGCGGCUCCCAAGGACGUGGAGAAGGGCUCCGUCAUUGUUGUGGGAAUCCCGCCAGAGUCCGAGACAUCUGACAAGAAGAAUUUCUUCGGUCGAGCGUUUGAGAAAGCCGCAGAGAGCACCAGCUCCAGAACUCUUCACGACAACUUCGACACCUCAAUAAUUGAACUGAAGACGGAGGACCGGAGCAAGUUUCUGGACGCACUCAUCACCCUCCUGUCGUGAGAGGGAACAUGAGCCUGAGUCUGGGUUUGGGUCUUGAACAGAGUUGGUAUCGGGCAUGUACGGUGCCACCCAUAAGAGAACUUUCUCCAUGAUUUCAACGUGUAUAUUGUACAGUCUUUGUAAAUGUGUGGAAGUCUUAUUUUUGCUUUUAAAUUCUUGUCACGUUUGUCUUUUUAUUCCCGUCUGUAUGUGAGUCGCUCGUCACAUUUUUACAUUUUAAACAUGUUUAAUAAAUCUUAGUUACUUGAA
Molecule: messenger RNA, 2209 nt
Organism: Anarrhichthys ocellatus (wolf-eel)
Lineage: Eukaryota; Metazoa; Chordata; Actinopteri; Perciformes; Anarhichadidae
Gene: cdc45
Product: CDC45 cell division cycle 45 homolog (S. cerevisiae)
Exons: 18
Coding region: 251-1960 (569 amino acids)
Biological process (GO): double-strand break repair via break-induced replication; DNA replication initiation; mitotic DNA replication preinitiation complex assembly
Cellular component (GO): DNA replication preinitiation complex
Molecular function (GO): chromatin binding; DNA replication origin binding; single-stranded DNA binding
Source: RefSeq, a predicted model, not a curated record